Messenger RNA from Talaromyces stipitatus ATCC 10500, 1845 nucleotides. RefSeq lists its product as uncharacterized. Gene Ontology annotation, biological process: protein deubiquitination. The coding region runs from base 1 to 1809 and encodes 602 amino acids. Gene Ontology annotation, molecular function: cysteine-type deubiquitinase activity. NCBI's taxonomy places the organism in Eukaryota, Fungi, Ascomycota, Eurotiomycetes, Eurotiales, Trichocomaceae. The record is from RefSeq and is a predicted model, not a curated record. The transcript has 2 exons.
AUGUCCAACUUGGAUCUGGACCAGCAGAAUGAUGCUGAAGAGUAUAUGAUAAGUUUAGUCGACCAGAUCCGCCGUCUAUUAAGCUUCCGUGAGUGGGCUGAGCUCGUUUCAUUGCGACAAAUAUGCAUCAGAAUAUGUCGGGAAUGUCAUGUUCGCAUCAAACGCCGGGAUCCUAAUUGGAUCUUGAAAGGAGAACUCUCACGCACCGGGCCCAAAUACCAAAAGCUUGACGAAAUCCUACACUUCCAGAAGCCAGACCAGGACAGAUGCGAUAAAUGCGACAAGAGAACGAAGCAAGAUGCGUAUUAUGCAUUUCUGAACCCUCCCCCUAUCCUCAUCGUUCAUGUACCAGCACUCGUACAAGAGGACAACGUAAACCUUCUAGAACAGAAGGUUGCAGGAUUAGAGCAACACUUGGUAUUCUCUUGCUAUCCGACGGAUAUUGUCAGCGAAGACGGUAAAGACUCCGUUCACUGGGCCUCUUAUCAGUUGUACGGCAUCAUUCUCCUUGGCGGAGAUGAUGUUACCUCGGGACAUUAUGUUUGCGCGUUUGAGCAGCGGCAACAGGGGCAUUGGUUAUGGUUUAACGACACUAUAAAUGCACCCGCUGAGGAACUAACCCGACGGGAGUUGGAGGCGAGAAUCAAGAAGGCGCAGGAAAAAGAGUACCGAAUCUUCAUGAUGAUGUAUCGGAAACUCUUUCAAAUGCCUAUGCUUCAAUCGCCAGGAGCAAUUUCGUCUACGGCACUUCAGUCUACAAGACGACCUCAGCAACCUCGGCAGCAGCCUCAGGAGCAGUCUCGGGAACAACCCCAGGAACAGCCAAAAGGCCCUGUAGGACAGGUGAGUUCAGACGACGAUAACAUGGAAACUCUUAGAGGGCAACCUGAUGACUGGGAUGAGUGGGCCAAGACGUCAGGAAGUGAGCAGUCCCAAAAGAUCACAUUCUCAAAACCCGAUCUGUCAGAGAGGAAGUCAGCUCCUACGGAGAAUGUUACACAGCAAUCCAACCCUACGCACCUUUCUACUCCAAUAGAUGUGAUUGAGGAUCUGGCAGUAUCAGCUCAUCCAGAGACAGGAGAUGCUACAACACAACCCAUUCCUGGACAGAGGGGCCUUGUUGAAGCAGCUCCAGGACCAUCAAUCUCUCCACCGGGUGUCAGACAGACAAGAAGUAAAACAAGAGCUGCUCGGGCGGCCUCACAAAAACCGGAAGAUGUACAAACGGAACCUGUGGCACCAACGGCCACGCAAACAAGAACAAAAGCCAAGACAACCACACAAUCGGAAGGUAAACAGACAAAGAGCAGAGCGAAGAAGCGCGCUCAGGAAGAAGCUCUAGCCGAAGGCGAAAUUCAAGACUCAGCUCCAACAACCAAGGGUUCUCGAGCCAAGCCAGGUACCAAGUCCAAGAGCAGAGCUAAGACAGCCUGUGAGAAUGAAGCUGUAGCUGAAGAUGAGGUCGAGGAGACGACAGCUUCAGUACCAAAGACCAAAAGGUCUCAAGCCAGGCUUAUGGGAGAAGCUGGUGAUACCAAGAUAAAGGGAAGAGCUAAGAGGGCCCGAGAAGAAGAAGCUCUAGCCGAUGACGAGCAAGAAGUUGACGAAGCACCAGUACCCAAAAAGGCCAGAACGAGGGCAAAGUCUGAAGCUGCUGGUGGCAAGAAACGGUCAACCAGAGCUACAAAGGAGAUUCAAAUCAAGGGAGAAGAACAGACGACAAACUCAGCACCGGCCGAAGCUGAAGCUGAGUCUUCUACGAAACCUGCCGGUAGACCGACGAGAAGGAGAACUCAGUGUAAGGAAUGACUAGAUGAGAUGGACUGGAGAAUGGAUCCAUGGAUG